Messenger RNA from Plasmodium gonderi, 321 nucleotides. Its product is annotated as transcription factor. Gene Ontology annotation, biological process: termination of RNA polymerase III transcription; DNA-templated transcription. The transcript is spliced from 2 exons. Bases 1 to 321 code for a protein of 106 amino acids. NCBI's taxonomy places the organism in Eukaryota, Apicomplexa, Aconoidasida, Haemosporida, Plasmodiidae. The record is from RefSeq and is a predicted model, not a curated record. Gene Ontology annotation, molecular function: DNA-directed RNA polymerase activity; zinc ion binding; nucleic acid binding. Gene Ontology annotation, cellular component: RNA polymerase III complex.
AUGGCUUUUUUCUGCCCGAACUGUCACAACAUCAUUCUGGUACACAUUGAAAAUGGUGUGUACUUUUACUGCAAAACAUGUAACUUCAAAUAUAAAAUAAAAAAUAAAAUAUACAACAAGUUGGAAUGCAAAGAAUAUAACAAGACCAUUCCUUUGGAUGCCGUGGAUAUGAACAACAAGAACAUGUCCAAAACGCAAGCCAUUUGCCCAAAGUGCACAAAUGACGAGGCGUACUUUUACAGUUUGCAAAUCCGAUCUGCUGAUGAACCUAGCACCCUUUUUUACAUUUGCAUAAAAUGCAACUACCACUGGAAGGAGUAA